GUGGGAGUGCCCGGUGACUAUAACACACCCUUCCUUCCUCCUCCUGUCAGACCCACACAGACAGUCUGACUGCUUUCAUACAUAAUCCUGCUCCCUCAUCGAUCAACUACAAACAAUAACAACCACAUGAUGGCCCAGUGGCAGGAACUGCUGAGGCUGGAUUCAGAGCUCCAGAGCCGGGUGAGCCAGCUGUAUGAGGGGAAACUUCCCAGAGAGAUCCGCCACUAUCUGUGCGUCGUGAUAGAGAGCCAGGACUGGGAUUCGGCAGCUGAUGAUGAAAAUAAAGCAAGAACUUGUUUCAAUGCACUCCUCGAGUAUUUGGAAGAACAGUGGAACCGUUCUAUCCAGGAGAACAACAUUUUGCAGGGACCUGAUUUUCCAGGGAUCAGAGACUACUUGAUGAAACACUUUCAAGCUCAGCCACUAUACUUGGCCGUAAUCCUGUCUAAAUGCCUAAAGGAGGAGAAGAAAAUCCUGGCUACAGCUUCUGAAGCACAGGGUUGCGGCAAUCCAGCCUUGGAUCAAAAAUGGAGAAUGUUGGACAACAAAGUCAAUGAAAUGAAAAGGAGGACUUCGGAUUUAAAGAAGGAAAUAAAGUCACUGGAGGACCAGAACGAAAACCUAGAAUUCCUACAGGAGACCUGGCAAAUCCAAGUGAAGGAGCAUGUUGGAUUGGCUCAGUCCCAGGCUGUUGUGAAAGAGAAAUGUCUUAAGCAGGCCAACAUUAUCACACAAACAAAGCAGAUAUUGCUGCAGCAGAUAGUGAACAUUUUAAAACUGACCGAGGAGAUUGUGGCAACUCUCACAGAUGUGGAGUUGCCUGAGUGGAAGCGCAGGCAGCAGAUGGCCUGCAUUGGAAGUCCAGUUGACAUCUCGCUGGACCAUCUCCAGAAGUGGUUCACGACUGUGGCGGAGGAGCUGCUACGAGUGCGUGAACAGCUGCAGAAACUGCAAGACCAGAACACAAAGUACAGCAGCACUGAUAACUCCAACCUCGCCGGUCCCAUGGCAGAAAUUGAGAAAUUUGCACUGUCCUUGCUCAGAAAACUUGUUGCAAAUGCUCUCGUGGUUGCAAAACAACCUGCCAUGUCGAGUUUACAACAACGACCUCUGAUGCUGAAGACCAGGGUGCGAUUCUCGGUGACAGUGAGGUUCUUAGCAAACCUCCCAGUAUUCAAGGACCUGCUGAAAGUCAAACCUGUAUUUGACAAGGAUGUUCAAGAAGCCAAGACAAUUAAAGGGUUCCGUCACUUUGAAUUCAACAGGGAGGAGUGUAAGGUGUUGGAUGUGGACACGCCGGAUGGAGGCUUGGUGGCAGAGUUUGGUCACAUGUUUCUAAAGGAAAAAAGAGGAAGAUACAAAGGAUCCUCUGAGACUCGUCUGGGCGUCACCGAGGAACUCCACAUCAUUAAGUUUGUGGCAGAGUUUAAACAUGCUGGACUGGAGUGCAACCUUGAGGCCAGCUCCCUGCCUGUGAUUGUCAUCUCCAGUACCAAUCAGGUCCUCAGUGCCUGGGCCUCCGUCAUGUGGUACAACACACUGUCCACCAGCGAGCCGAGGAACCUGUCGUUGUUUGCCGACCCGCCACCACUCACCUGGCAGCAGCUGUCUCAGGUUCUGAGCUGGCAGUUUUUGUCCGUUGGAAAGCGAGGACUCGACGAAGAUCAGCUCGCAAUGCUGAGAGACAAAAUUGUGGGGGAUGGUCCUGAUGAUCUCGUGCACUGGAGCAAGUUCUCCAAGAACGAAGGUGCCUGGAUUUGGAUUGACGGAAUCCUGGAUUUGGUCAAAAAACACCUGGUGGAUCUUUGGCGGGACGGUUGCAUCAUGGGGUUCGUGAGCAGGAAGAGAACACUGACCUUGUUGCAGGAAAAACAGACCGGGACCUUUCUGCUCCGCUUUAGCGAGACCAACAAAGACGGAGCCAUCACCUUCAGCUGGGUGGAGCACACCAACGGUGAAACCCACGUGCAUGCAGUGCAGCCCUACACCAAGCCUGAGCUGUCUGGCAUGUGUCUGCCAGACAUUAUUAACCUCUACAGUCUGAAAGCUGAGACGAACGUGACCGGGAAUCCUCUGCGCUAUCUUUACCCAGACAUUCACAAAGACACCGCUCUUGGACGCUACUACAAGAACUCACCACUGUCAGCAACUCAGAAGAUCAUUGAUGGGUACGUCAAGAGGACCAACAUUCCCGUGUCAACCUUUCCUACGCCACCUCCAUCUCCACCUAGGGAGAUUCCCUUUACGGACAUGGACAUGGACAUGGACACAGAAAUAAGUAUGGACCUUGAUCAACUGCUUCAGGAACUCUAUCCUGAUUUCUUUGGCCCCGGAACAUCAUCUCAGAGCUUUGCUGAUUAUAGUAGCUCAUACUAAAAAUGUGCUGUCCGAUUCAGAGUCGGGAUGUCCCGAUCCAAUCUAGGCAUUUUUUUAUACUGAUCUAUAUUGAGAGUUACUGACCCAAUCCGAUCGUUGUUUCUGUUUUUACUCAUAAAGCUUUCAUGCACUGUGCAGCGAUCAUCAACUCUCUCUGUGUGUAUAUAAAAUACUUGAUAUGAAAUUACUUGAUCGGGACAUCCCUAAUUCAGUGUUCUUGUGGUGCUGGUGUUUCUAUGAAAAUGAAGCAUCAUACUGGAUAUUAAUGUACAAAAAAAGGAUUAUUGAUGAUUACAAUUACAGUAAAUUUAAGAUUCUUCUAAAUGUAAUUGAAAUGUUUUUCUACUGUACUGUUUUCAAAGUGAACUUCCUCUUAGGAAUGUGAAAGGAAGAUGAAGUUAUGCUGCUGUGUGUGUGUGUGUGUGUGUGUGUGGGGGGGGGCGCAAUACUGUACUGUAGAUGUUCUUUAUUUUUGUUUAUUAAAAUAAACAUAUCUGAACGCA
Molecule: messenger RNA, 2879 nt
Organism: Dicentrarchus labrax (European seabass)
Lineage: Eukaryota; Metazoa; Chordata; Actinopteri; Moronidae
Product: signal transducer and activator of transcription 1-alpha/beta
Exons: 24
Coding region: 127-2376 (749 amino acids)
Biological process (GO): regulation of transcription by RNA polymerase II; regulation of cell population proliferation; type I interferon-mediated signaling pathway
Molecular function (GO): DNA-binding transcription factor activity, RNA polymerase II-specific; RNA polymerase II cis-regulatory region sequence-specific DNA binding
Source: RefSeq, a predicted model, not a curated record